AACGACUCCUGUAAGGCACUGAUUAACAAAAAGGCGGGAACAAACAACAUCAAGUUGACAAUCACCUCCAAAAUAGGCCGGCUAAUUCCAUUCAUGAGUCCUCCGGGGCGUCAUCUUCUGGAUGCGGUCGCAGGUUGUCCGUCAGGGCUCACUCAUGAGCUCCGAUUGGCUUCUUGCCGGCUCUGGUUCCGCCCCUCCCUGACCUCAUGCAUUAAUGAUUGGUUGAGUGUGCCGGCCAGCUGACCUCACCCUGUGUACACGCCAUCAAUUAAAGCUGCAAGUAGCGAAAAUUGGUACUACGGCUACCGAAUCAAUUAGUCUUAUCAACACGGUCGUAGGUGGGUUGCCGGAUUGUUUGAAUAAAUGCGAUAGACUUUAACUGGUGGUGGUCAUCUCUGGUAACUUCACCAAGCUUUCGUACCAACCGACAAGCAGUUCAAGAAAUUCGACCUGUUUUAUAAUCCUGUUCAUCUCACAGCCUUCGAGGACUGAAAUGUCAACACUGACGCAGUUUGUUGGUGUUUCACACCAGUUCGGCGGCCAGCUUUCACCAUUGACGGCAACGGCACCAGUUAACACGCGACAGUACUCGGAUACUACGGGACGACCGGUGAUAUUGGAUCCCCGUACCGGGCAAUCGGUGUGCUGUACCCCCAUGGAGAGCCGCUCGAGCGCGCUGCUCCCCGGGCCUGCGGCGUCGCAUCGCAGACUCCCUACAGGAAUGUAUUCGGCUGAGAAAAACCUCGUCCCGUUUGGGGCCGACUCAUCGACAUUUUUCUCGCAACCAAUGACAAAUAGUGGAGCCGUGUGUUUCCCCUUUGACCUGUUGCCGACUCAGUAUCCUUACUACGGUGGAAGUUAUGGUGCGAUGGACCUAAACGGCGCCCGACGCAAGAACGCCACCCGCGAAACCACUAGUACGCUGAAGGCGUGGUUGUACGAGCACCGCAAGAACCCCUACCCGACCAAAGGGGAAAAGAUCAUGCUGGCUAUCAUCACCAAGAUGACCCUGACCCAGGUCUCCACCUGGUUUGCCAACGCCCGCCGCCGCCUCAAGAAGGAGAACAAGAUGACCUGGUCGCCUCGGAGCGGAUGCGUCGGCGACGACCGGAAAGAAGGCUAUGAGUCCGAGGAUGGUGAUGGCCAGGACGAAAGGGACGACGGCCUGGGAUCGGACAUUGAUAGCAGCCACAAUGACCAACUGUCAGACGUAGAGCUAGAGGAGACACAAGACAGGGUUCAAGACGGAAGAAGCAGCCAAUUCGGCUUACCUUAUAUCGACCCGAGGGUGCCGGCUGGGUUCAUGGGCACAAACACGGGCAGGGACUCAGUGAGCGUCACGGUCGAUGACGAGGAAGACACCCAUCGACCUAGGGAACUCUGUAGCCCUCUCUGCCACAGGAGGAGUCCCAGCCCUGCCCCUCUGGCGCCCUCCACGGUCAGAGACACAUGUGGGCCUACCUCCAGACCGUCGUCCUGCGAGAUCAAACCACCGACCCGGCCAGCGGACAAGCCCAAAAUCUGGUCCCUGGUGGACACAGCCUUGUCUGACAAGAGUUCCGUCGAUCACUCGCAGACACCGUGCCACAGCCGUCGCGUGACUGAUUCGCAAGGCCGAUACGCGCCCUACAACACCCCCUUGGAUUCGGCGGGACUUGCCAUGAAGCGCCUUGUGACUGCCUCCACACAUCCUCCUCAGUCUUACGCAUUGACUUGUUUCACCUCGCCUGGCUUUGCGACUUCGUCGGAACUCCAUCAAGAAAAAGCAUUCAGGUUUAGCACGACCUAAUGGCUGUUGACACGAUGCCAACGGGCCGAUAAAGACAGCUUUCAGGCCGGUGCUGAGGCGAUAAAAGGUAGGCUUACAUCUCGAGCAAGACCUUGACGAACGUGGACUUCUCCCCCUUUUGACCCCAAAAUGAACUCUACUCAGAGAAAGUAUAGUACCUCCUGACCUUCGUAGGAGACACGAAUCAUGCAUGAAUCAGCCGUCGACACAACUCACAUCGUCAAACGGUGCAGUCAAUAAUAUUGAACGCCUUUUAAAAACAACUUAAGAUGUUCCACAUUCCAGACACGGCCAGAAAGAAUGAAGUGCAAGCGCUGGAGUUGGUACAGACAUCAUUAAAUGAAAAUUUUGAGUGUACACAAAAUCAAAUGAGACUGAGCUUUUCACCAUCUGCGUGUGAAAACAUUUUUAACCUUCAGUGGUGGGUAGUUAUCUUUCGCUGGAAAAAAAAAUUGUAAGAAAAGUUUGUUUUUUCCAUUUUGAUAAUUCCCGAGCGUUACUGUCAUUUACUUCUUUGAAGUGUUUGGAACUGUAUCUCGCGCACCGGUCGUUGUAAAUGAUCGUAGCAGGAAAGUUGAGGUGACUGGUUAUUUUAUUUAAUGUAGGGUGUUACCAUCCCCCAAUGUUGUCAUGGCGCCCAGAGUUUGUCAUGGUUAGGGGGCCUACUUGGGAUUGAAUUUGAAAAUAAACUUUGAUUAGCCACUUUUCUCUUCAGCGACAACAAAAGCUGUAAAAUGUAGUUCGUGGGAUAUUGCUAGUGUGGUUUAUUGCUAAAACAACGGUACUUUUAUAUUAAAUUAUGUCUUUAAAAGCUGUUAAAUAAAACUUUAAUAUAGCAUUGCAGUACAUCA
Messenger RNA from Acanthaster planci (crown-of-thorns starfish), 2640 nucleotides. Its product is annotated as iroquois-class homeodomain protein IRX-4-like. Gene Ontology annotation, biological process: cell development; neuron differentiation; regulation of transcription by RNA polymerase II. The record is from RefSeq and is a predicted model, not a curated record. Gene Ontology annotation, molecular function: RNA polymerase II cis-regulatory region sequence-specific DNA binding; DNA-binding transcription factor activity, RNA polymerase II-specific. NCBI's taxonomy places the organism in Eukaryota, Metazoa, Echinodermata, Asteroidea, Valvatida, Acanthasteridae. Gene Ontology annotation, cellular component: nucleus.